Molecule: messenger RNA, 1140 nt
Organism: Corylus avellana
Lineage: Eukaryota; Viridiplantae; Streptophyta; Magnoliopsida; Fagales; Betulaceae
Source: RefSeq, a predicted model, not a curated record
AUGGGUACGACUGCUAAGUCUACAAACUCUCUUGCUUUCUUCUUCAAUCAUUAUUCUCAUGUAAGGCUUGCUUUCCAUGCUCUAAAUUUUCAUUAUUAUUGUCGUAGUUUUAGUUCUACCAUUAGUGGUAGAGAUAAUGUGGAAAGCCCCAAUCAGUUCUUGAAAUCUGUGAGAGAUAGAUGCAGGCCUCGUAGCUUUAGGAAUCUUGAUGAUGCCUUGGGCGUGUUUGAUAGAAUGCUUCACAUGCACCCUUUGCCUUCCAUUGUGGAUUUUACUCAAUUGCUGAUUGCAAUUGCGAGAAUGAAGCAUCACUCAACUGUUAUUACUUUGAUUAAAGAAAUGGAACUGUCAGGAAUUGCUCCCAUUACUUAUAUUCUGGGUGUUUUGAUUAAUUGCUUCUGUCAUUUAAACCAGGUCGAGUUCGGUUUCUCUAUCUUAGCAAGAAUUCUGAAACUUGGUUUUGAACCCGAUUGUAUAAAUCUAACAACUCUUGUCAAGGGGCUCUGUCUACAGGGUAGAAUUGUUGAAGCUGUGAAGUUGGUUAACAAAAUGGAGAAGAUGGGCUACAAACCUGAUAUAAUUACCUACGGAACGAUAAUGAAUGGUUUUUGUAAAAUAGGCAAGACCAAUGAAGCUAUUCGGUUGUUUAGAAAGAUGGAAAAAAGAAAUCUUGACCUUAAUGUAGUGUUGUAUAAUACAAUCAUUGAUAGUUUAUGUAAGGACAGAUUGGUAACUGAGACUUUGAAUUUUUUCUCUGAAAUGACAAGUAAAGGAAUUCGGCCAAACAUUUUCACUUACAAUUCUUUAAUUCAGGGUCUAUGCAAUUUCGGUCGGUGGAAAGAGACAACUAAAUUAUGGAAUGAGAUGGUGGAAAGGAAAACCAUGCUUGAUGUGUGUACAUUCAACAUAUUGGUUGACGCAUUUGGUAAAGAGGGGAAGUUGAAAGAAGCAAAUCAAGUUUUUGAUGUGAUGAUUCAGAGAGGCGUAGAGCCUGAUACAAUCAUGUACAAUUCUUUGAUUGAUUCUUACUGUUUGCAAAAUAGAAUGGAUGAAGCUGUCAAAGUAUUUAAUACGAUGGUUCGAAAGAGUUGUUCGCCUUCUAUUGUUAGCUAUAACAUAUUGAUCCAUGGAUAUUUUUAA